Messenger RNA from Acanthopagrus latus (yellowfin seabream), 2858 nucleotides. Its product is annotated as synaptogyrin-3-like. Gene Ontology annotation, cellular component: synaptic vesicle membrane; neuromuscular junction. The record is from RefSeq and is a predicted model, not a curated record. NCBI's taxonomy places the organism in Eukaryota, Metazoa, Chordata, Actinopteri, Spariformes, Sparidae. The transcript is spliced from 4 exons. Bases 151 to 864 code for a protein of 237 amino acids.
GCAGUGAGGAGCGCUGCAGCCUCUGUUCGGCUCCAGUGACGCGCUGUGACUUCACUCGGAGGCUGGAGGAGGACGCCGCCGCUCCGCAGCUCCCUCACCGUCUCCUCUCCUUCUCUCAGCGGGCAGUCAGGCAGCACUAAAGCCGGCGGGAUGGAGCCAGCGGGCGCGUACGGCGCCGGGAAGGCCGGGAGCUUCGUCUUCGAUCCGGUCGCCUUCUUCACGCAUCCCCGGACCGUCCUCAGGCUGAUGUCGUGGGUUUUCUCCAUGGUGGUGUUCAGCUGCAUCAUCAACGAGGGCUACAUCAACAUCGGCAGCGAGCGUCUGCUCUGCGUCUUUAACAAGAACGCGGACGCCUGCAACUACGGCGUUACCGUGGGCGUGGCCUGUUUCCUCGGCAGCAUCUUUUUCCUCAUCAUGGACGUUUACUUUCCCUCCAUCAGCAGCGUCAAGGACAGAAGACGCGCCGUCCUGCUGGACCUCGUCUUCUCUGGUCUUGCCAGCUUCCUGUGGUUCGUUGGAUUCUGUUUCCUGGCCAAUCAGUGGCAGGCUACGUCUCCCGACGAGCUGCCAUUGGCCCAGGGCUCCGACGCCGCCCGAGCCACCAUCGCCUUCUGCUUCUUCUCUAUCCUUACCUGGGCUGUCCUGACGCUGAGCGCACUGCGGCGCUUCUUAACCGGCAGCAACACAAACCUGUUCACAUGGCAACACCUGGAGCCGGCCCCCUGCAACGCUCGAGCCACGCCGUACCCCAUCGCCAACGGAGCCACCAUAGUGACCACCAACCCCUACCAAGCCCCGCCCUUCACUGAAACCCUGGACCCCCAGAAACUCACACAGCAGAGACCCAUGGCUCCAGCCUUCUAGAGACAGACGGACAGAAAGACAGACAGAAAGAAAGAGGUGUGAUACGACGCGGGCACGGACAAACUUCCUGCCUCGCUGAUUAGAGGCUUGCCAUCCUCUCCUGGGAUUGGUGGGAUUUUGGGUCAUGUGGUGUAUGAUCUAUUUUCGACUGCUGGCUCAGCUUAGUUAGAUGUAACUCUCUGUGUCAAGAAUCUUCUGCUCACGCACACACACACACACUCACACACAGAUGUCGACGCACGCAAACACGGCUAUACUCACUCGGAUACACAUGUACACCUGGAAACACGUGUAUAUACACCUGGACGCUCACACACACACAGACUCACACACUUUGGCUGCAUGUUCAUAUGGUGAGGUGCAGAUUAACAUAGAUGUAGAUCAGUGAUGAUGCUCCAUCUGCCUUAUAAGGAAUUAAAGGUGAAGGAAACAUGGAGGACAGUGAGGCUGCGUAGCUCCCCGUUUAUCAUCUUCUGUGUGCCCUCAGUCAGUCCGACCAAUCACAAGCUGCCCUGCAGGCCUGUGGCCUCCCACUGGCUGGAAUUGAGACGGACAGGCAGCUUGACCAAUAGAUUGUGAGGAGGCGAGUGAAGGUGGCAGAACUCGCAGAAAUUGGUGCAUUUUCUUAGCAAGGAAAUCGAGGCAGGACAGCUUAAUGCAUUCUGAAUGCUAUAGUGUUUCAGUGUGAAAUAUUCAUGUGAUUAAAUAUUUUAUUGUGAUAUGCUGAAGUGGUAAAAUGAAAAAAAUAAAUAAAUAAAUAAAAUAAAAUAAAAUCUAUCCACCACCAACACAACCACCCUGAUCGGAGCUGUGAGUCUGCCUUUGUUCACAUCAUCUCUCAAUAAUUCCCUGUAAGAAACUUUUUAAUAUAAUUAGGUAUUGAGACCACGAUUCAAAAAUGUGUUUAGCAUCUUAAUCAACAUCUGCUGGAGGACUAUAAUUAGACAGGGCACUCCAGUUAUGUUGAAUUCAUUAGCAGCAGCAGGCAGCAGCUGCGUGUUAUCUUUAUCUUAAUUUUUGGAUUAAACAGCUCGUGUUGAAUGAUUGCAGCACCUCACUCUGAGUUUCCUUAUAUAGCAGGAGGGGACAGAUUCAGACACACCGUCAUGGGAGUCAAAUGAAAGUCAGACAGGAAGUGGUUUUAUUCCAGCACUGUCCAAUAAUGCAACUGCAGGUGAGCGUACUGUAUAUCACACCCUGCUUUCGUUCUGCAGGAACAUUAUACAAUAUUAUGAAUAUUUGCAUCAUCUGUUAUCACCAUCAUCAUUAUAAUCCAACAUCAUAUAACUCUGACAUCAUCAUCAUUGUCAUCAUCAUCAUCUUCUUCACCAUCCAUCGUCGUCAUCACCAGCACCAGCAGAUACAUUGACAUUCAAAAAUGUAUAAAUUCACCUUUGUAGUUCUCAUAUCAUCUCUGCUGUGUUAAUAAAAUAUAAUCUUAGCCUACAAAGUUUCACGCUCCGUUAUAUCAUCUGAAUCUGAAUAAGCCCUUCUGUACAUCUGCUCCUGUCUAAAUUUCACCCUGCACCCCGCGCAGUCUAAUCUCCUCGAACAUCAGGAGGGACGGGGGGGGGGCCAGCUCCGGCUUCAGACAGCAGGGGGCAAUGUCACCCUGCAAGACCUGUGAUCACAUGCUUCAUACUCACCUGCGUCUGAACUACCUCUACCCUGAGAGUACUAAAAACGGAGAAAAAGGAAAGUGGAGGGGGUGUUAGAAACUAAGCUGACCGAACAUUUGUAUGGGUGGGAUCAGGAGAAAGCGAGGUAGAAACUACUAAAGCCGAGGUCACACUACAUGAUUUUAAUUUAGAGGCUCGAAGCGCAGAUUGAUGAGCUUGGCUGUGGUGGACUCAGGUAUGGGACGUUUCUCAAACAUCACAAAGAGGUUUGAUUUGGCCCGCGAGAGGCUGCAAUUUCGAGAAUGAUCCAGCUACUUUCGGUGGCAGUUGUACUGUCAAUUAAAGAGGUAAGAAAAAUAGGAAGAUUAGUAAUUU